This is a messenger RNA of Lottia gigantea (owl limpet), 1047 nucleotides long. RefSeq lists its product as hypothetical. The transcript has a single exon. Bases 1 to 1047 code for a protein of 348 amino acids. Lineage: Eukaryota; Metazoa; Mollusca; Gastropoda; Lottiidae. The record is from RefSeq and is a predicted model, not a curated record.
AUGGCAUACAGACAAUUUUUCUUAAAAUUGUUUGUCAUUUUGUGUUAUACACGAGCACUUUAUGCUACAGUGGAUUUGCGUAAAUUUACAACUUGUAAAGACCAUUAUGCAUCAUGCAGAAUCCGAGAACAAUGGACAGCUGUGAAAGUAUUUCAAUGUUAUUUCUAUUGUGGUAGAAACUACUGGUGUCGGGCUUUAACGAUUAAACCCAUUGCAGGAGGGGUAACAUGUACAUUUCACGAGGGCAUUUUUGAUGUAAAUUGUAAAAGCUUUCCUUUUCAAAAAAAUUACAAUUACAAAUUGUUGCUAAAGAAUGAAGUUUAUGAAUCGCCUGAUGACAAUGGGUGUAAAAAUGACGCAACUUAUAACUCUGGUAACUGUCAGUGUUUGAAAGGAUUUACAGGUACUUACUGUGAAAGAUAUGUUCGUGAUUGUCGAGAAGCUAAAGAAGCCGGAGUUACUCUAAUUCUAUAUCAGGUAGUACAUGUCAUGAUCAAACCUACUGGAAACAAUUAUGCUUUCGAGGCCUUGUGUAAUUACUAUGGAUAUAUUGCUAUACUUAUACGACAUGCCCAAGGAUAUGAUGUUGCAUUUAACCGAUCUUUCGAGGAAUAUAAAUAUCCAUUUGGAAUGAUUAAUAACUACUGGUCGGGACUAGAGAAUAUCUACGCCGUGUUGAACCAGGGUGAGACAUUCAAGCUUCAAAUAUUCUGCCACGACUUCACAACUGGUACUAUGUUCAGUGUAUACUACAAUGCAUUCCACGUCACAAGUUCACCAAACAUGUAUCAGAUGUCGGUAGGAUCUAUAUUGGUUGACCCUGGAAAUGAGGGAAGUGAUGGGUUAGGAGAAAAUAAUAACGAUAUCCCGUUCUGUACCUAUGACAAACCGUGCAAUGGCUACCCAAAUAAUAUAAAUGGAGGAUGGUGGUAUGUAAACGGCCUGCAAAAAUAUGCCUUGACCAAUCCUAAGUCAACGGUGCUGUUUAAAUAUAGACAUGCUGACUUCUCCGCAGACAGCGUUUCUGUGUCCUUGGAAAGGUUAUAA